GGGGGUGGGGUGGGGGGGGUCCCGGGGCCGGAGUAGACCCCGGCGGGGCGGCGGGAUCACGCCAGGCCGCGGCUUCGGGGCCUGCUCCGGAGCGGGGGGGUGCUCGGUCCCGCCGAGCUCCGGGGGUGCUGCCGAGCCGGCCCGGGAGGCGUCUGUCGCGGCUGGAGGUGGGUGAUGCCAAGCACAGCCAUGAAGAAAAAGGUGCUGCUGAUGGGUAAAAGUGGGUCUGGGAAGACCAGCAUGAGGUCCAUUAUCUUUGCAAACUACAUCGCCAGGGACACGCGGCGCCUGGGUGCCACAAUUGAUGUGGAGCACUCCCAUGUUAGAUUUUUAGGAAACCUGGUAUUAAACCUCUGGGACUGCGGAGGACAGGACACCUUUAUGGAGAACUACUUCACCAGUCAGCGGGACAACAUCUUCCGCAACGUCGAAGUCCUCAUCUAUGUCUUCGAUGUAGAGAGCCGGGAACUGGAGAAGGACAUGCACUACUACCAGUCAUGCUUGGAGGCAAUUCUUCAGAACUCUCCUGAUGCAAAGAUCUUCUGUCUAGUGCACAAGAUGGACUUGGUGCAGGAGGAUCAGCGGGAUUUGAUUUUUAAAGAGCGCGAGGAAGACUUGAAGCGCCUUUCCCGGCCGUUGGAAUGUGUUUGUUUUAGAACUUCCAUCUGGGAUGAAACACUUUACAAGGCUUGGUCCAGUAUAGUCUAUCAGCUGAUCCCCAACGUCCAGCAGCUGGAAAUGAACCUGAGGAACUUUGCUCAGAUCAUCGAGGCAGAUGAAGUGCUUCUGUUUGAGAGAGCCACUUUCCUGGUCAUUUCUCACUAUCAGUGCAAAGAACAGCGGGAUGUCCACAGAUUUGAGAAAAUCAGCAACAUUAUUAAACAGUUCAAGCUAAGUUGCAGGCCUCAUUUUCCUGGGCAAGGUAGGGAAGUUCCAGGACUGGACUGAUAAAUUGGUGACAGUCAACAGUGCUGUGCAAAGUCGGGUGGAGAGCUUUGCUUCAGACCCUGGCCCACACUGCUGGUUUGGGAGGCAGAGGCUCGCAGACCCUAUUUAUCAAUAUUUCGCGUGGAAAAGUGGAAAGCUGGCUUUGGAGUAGCUUGGCUUUUGAACAGCCUCCAGCUUCCCCAGUUUGGUGGUAAUAUCUGCAAGCGUUUGGAGCCUGGAUGGGAUGGAGAAGUGGCUGUGUGGUUUACAAAGCUGGCUCCGGAUAUUUCCGCUGUAUACUUCUUUCUGCUGGUUAUCCACAGCGCGCUCGGCUGUCCCCAUCAGUGGGACAAGUGCCACUGGCUGCCUGGGCAGAGCAGCCUCCCCGGGGUUGGAGAUCUUGAGUUACCUUCACCACUCAAUGUGCUUUUAUUUAUAAACACUUUAUAUUCUCAUUUAGCCUAAAGCUAAUGAGUUUUUUCUUGGGAAAAAAAAAAAAAAAAAAGCCAAACCCCAGAGAAAACCAAACUGGUAGUCGCACCUGGUGUUGCUUGCCAAGUGGGGACUCAGACACUUGUUACCAACAACUCAAGUAGUGGGAUGUUGGCGCAAAAGCUGUUUGAGCUGUUACAGUAAUAGUUCAUUUACACUUUUUU
Molecule: messenger RNA, 1583 nt
Organism: Tyto alba (common barn owl)
Lineage: Eukaryota; Metazoa; Chordata; Aves; Strigiformes; Tytonidae
Product: ras-related GTP-binding protein A
Exons: 9
Coding region: 175-948 (257 amino acids)
Biological process (GO): cellular response to starvation; positive regulation of TOR signaling; cellular response to amino acid stimulus
Cellular component (GO): nucleus; Gtr1-Gtr2 GTPase complex; lysosome
Molecular function (GO): GTPase activity; GTP binding
Source: RefSeq, a predicted model, not a curated record